UCAGCUGAUCGCGACAUUGCGUUGUCUGUUCAACAAAACACUUCCCCAUUUUUAUUGUCGAGUAGAAAAACUGAUUGAACGAAAUUUCAGAAGUGAUUGCAAUGCGGUGUACAUCGAAAAUCGGAGUUUCAUCGGUCACGAGUGCUUUUUCAACGCGUGUUUGUCGAAAUCCUCUGAAUACUCGAUUGUUGUCGGCUGUUUCUCAACCCAAAUUGCAGAAUAAUGGGAAACCGAAGACUGGGAUUUUGAUGUUGAACAUGGGAGGUCCCAAAACAACGGAUAAAGUUGGCGAGUACUUGCACAGGAUCAUGACAGAUAGGGAUAUGAUGCAGUUGCCGAUGCAGAGUCGUCUAGGUCCUUGGAUCGCCCGAAGACGAACACCCGAGGUCCAGAAAAAGUACGAAGAGAUAGGUGGAGGUUCGCCAAUUUUAAAAUGGACUAAUCUUCAGGGGGAACUUCUCUGCAAACAAUUAGACAGAUUGUCCCCUGAGACAGCUCCUCACAAGCACUACGUUGCCUUUCGUUACGUCGAUCCCCUCACCGAAGAAGCAUUGCAACAAAUAGAAGAGGAUGGAAUUGAACACACCGUGAUUUUCUCGCAAUAUCCCCAGUACAGCUGCGCCACCACUGGCUCCAGCUUCAAUGCUAUUUACAAUUAUUAUAAAACAAGAGAAAUCCCGAAAAACAUGAAGCUGAGUGUUAUUGAUCGUUGGCCAACGCAUCCACUGCUCGCUAAAACAUUUGCGGAGAAAAUUAAGGGAGAAUUGAAGGAAUUCCCAGGGGAUGUGAGAGAUAAUGUUCACAUACUGUUUUCGGCGCAUUCACUUCCUCUCAAGGCUGUGAACAGAGGGGAUACGUACCCCAGCGAAGUGGCAGCAACCGUGCAUAUGGUAAUGCAAGAGUUGAAUUACUGCAAUCCGUAUCAUCUCGUGUGGCAAUCCAAGGUGGGUCCUCUGGAGUGGCUGGGGCCAUUAACAGAUGCAGCGUUGAAAGAUUAUGUGAAACAGGGAAAAAAACACUUUAUCCUUGUGCCAAUAGCUUUUGUUAACGAACACAUAGAGACGCUCCAUGAAAUGGACAUCGAGUACUGCGAUGAAUUAGCCAAAGAGUUGGGUAUUGACAGAAUCAGGAGAGCAGCUGCGCCGAACGAUCAUCCUUUAUUCAUUGAUGCUCUGACUGAUAUUGUUGUCAGACACUUGCGAUCUCAACAAGCCUGCAGUCCUAAAUUUCUCACGAGGUGCCCCCAUUGUGUCAAUGAUAACUGCGGCCCGAGUAAACAGUGGUACCAAAAAGUUUGCAGAAUUUGAGAAAAACUGGGGAACAUCUAUCAAUAAUUAUAGCAUCAUCCAUUAUUAUUCUUUUUUCAUGGUAACGGGGUUUGCAGACUGGAAAUUGUUCAUUAAUUAAAUGUAUCUGGGAUUA
This is a messenger RNA of Fopius arisanus, 1422 nucleotides long. It is a transcript of the gene FeCH, whose product is annotated as ferrochelatase, mitochondrial. Gene Ontology annotation, cellular component: mitochondrion. NCBI's taxonomy places the organism in Eukaryota, Metazoa, Arthropoda, Insecta, Hymenoptera, Braconidae. Gene Ontology annotation, molecular function: protoporphyrin ferrochelatase activity. The record is from RefSeq and is a predicted model, not a curated record. The transcript has 8 exons. Gene Ontology annotation, biological process: heme biosynthetic process. The coding region runs from base 102 to 1307 and encodes 401 amino acids.